Molecule: messenger RNA, 3297 nt
Organism: Micromonas commoda
Lineage: Eukaryota; Viridiplantae; Chlorophyta; Mamiellophyceae; Mamiellales; Mamiellaceae
Exons: 2
Coding region: 1-3297 (1098 amino acids)
Biological process (GO): SCF-dependent proteasomal ubiquitin-dependent protein catabolic process
Cellular component (GO): SCF ubiquitin ligase complex
Molecular function (GO): protein binding
Source: RefSeq, a predicted model, not a curated record
AUGGCGCUGCCGGAGGACGCGUGGAGGGUCGUCGCGGGGCACGUGGAGACGGAGCGAGAGCUGUGCGCGCUCGCGUGCACGUCCAGGGAGCUCAGGCGGGUGCUCGAAGACGAUGACGUUUGGCGUCGGGUCUUCGAGAGGCGAUUCGAGUUGCGAUUCGUGAACGAGCACGAGCGGCGACGUGGACGAGAAGCCACGGCGGACGAACCGGACGACGACGAUAGGGUGAGCGGCCUCGUAUCGUCGUCGCCGGUCGCGGGUUCGAUUCCGCGCGGAAUCGACUCGUCGCGAGGCGUCGCGUUCGCGCCGAGCGCGGACGAUCCCCACCCGGAUCACUGGUCGGUGAGAGUGUACCCGCGAUCCUCCGCGCCGUCCUCGCCGUUCGACUCGCACCUGCCCCUCGGUCCGACCCGCCUCCAACGCGAGCACGCGCGUCCAACGCGAGUGAGCGCGGGUCCGUGGGGCAUCCCGUGGCUCGACGUCCGGCGCAAGACCUAUCGCGAGUGGACCAAGGACGUCUUCUACUGCGUACAUCGCGAGCGCGUUCGAGGUUCGUUCAUGGCGAUGUGUCGCGCUCAGGAGAUGGUGUGGGCGAAGGAGUCGGAGAUUCGACGGACGAUGCGAUCGCUGGAGGCGCUCGUGCGAAAGGAGACCGACGUCAAGGCGAAGCCGACGAACGCGGUGCGUCGACGGAGCCAAAAGCUCAAGGACAUCGCUCACCAGGCGCUGUGCCUGGGAAACGUGCUCGAGAGGCUGGGAAGGGAGCGGGGCGAAUGGGAGCGCGAGAGGCUGACGCAGCUGUCCCGCGCGCCGUCGGAGGCGCUGCGGCGGUACAAGAAGGCGGCGUUGGGUGUCGGAUGGGAGUGUAGAAUCAGGCAGUCGCGAACAUCGGCAACAGAAUUUUCGACGCGCGCGCACCGGCCGACGCCCGCGCCGAAGAUGAGGGUCGCGUCGCCCGUCCUCGCGCUCGCGGCGUGCGCGGCGGUCCUCUCCCUGGCCCCGUGCGCGGUGCACGCGCGGGGCGGCGAUCCCAACGGCGACGCGUGGACCUGCCUGAGACCCCACGUCCCGGAGCCCCUAAUUUACGCGAGCGCAUCCUCCGCGGACGCGUUCGCGCCCCCUCCCGGCGGGGAGCCGCGGAGCGCGUGGGAGGGCGAGGUGUGGCAGGCCGAGCGCGCGUACGCGGCGGAGGCUGCGUCCGCCGGAGCUGGCGCCGGCGCGUGGCAUCAGGGCCCGUCGUAUCCCCGCUUAUCCUACGCCAGGGAGCUGGCGUUGCCACCGCCCACGCAGCUCAUCGUCGUGGGCGCGGAGACGUGGGAUCCGGCGGGGACGUACCUUCCCGGACGUAACGCCCCGAACCAGCCGUUUCCCAUGCUCCCGCUUCAGGGCGAAAACCCCAAGGCGUUCGCCAAGGCGUACGCGCACUACCACGGCCACUCCGCCAACGCCACGCUCGUGGACGCGUACGCCACAUCCGUAGAACGGCAGCAGGCGCUGGUACGCGGCUUGUCCCCUGCGGAGAAGGCGCAGCUGUACAUCAGGGUGGCGCGCAUCCUCGAGAAGGUGGACGCCAGAGACGACAUCUACGCGUACGGCAGCGGGAUCACGGUGCUGAGGGAAGAAGCCCGGGCGGAUCCGAAGUGUUUGAGGUACUCGCUCGCGCUGCUCCAUCGCGCGAUGGCUCUAAUCGCGCAUCUGCCGGGGCACGAAGCCGCCGGCGUUCGCAGAGGGGUCUGGACCGACUUUCACCACGGACUCGCGUCCAUGCGCGCGUACGACGACGAGAACUUAAUAAUGCGCCGGCUCUUUCUGGAGUCCCCCGCGGGGGUGCCGAUGCAGGGCACGUCCCCGCCCACGCUGCCGCACGCGCUGGCGUCGUCGCGAGAAUCCGGGAUGCGCAUCGCGGCCAACUCGGUGUACUACGUGGGCGCCGGCACCGGCGAAACGUUGCUCCAAAAGAUGCUCAGCAACGACACCGUCGCCAACGCCUUGGUCGCGCCGGCGGUGCCACUGAUCCUGGACCCCGCGGAGGUGAGCAGCGGGACGGCGAAUUACGACUUUAACUUCCCGAGGACCACCCGCGCGAGGCUCAGGCACGACCGCGAGCAACUCGCGUACCUCGUCUCGGAACGCGCUCCGGAAAGUGUCCGACUCGCCAAAGAGGUCGGUCAACCCGCGAUAGAAGCGUACGACGAGGUCAUCGCGGAGCUCGGUGGCGUCGAGAACACCGACGAUAACCUUCUGGAAGAGGAGAAGUCGUUCGCGGAGCGUCGAAGGGCGACGGAGCUCGCCGACGCGGAUUGGCUCAGGGACGCGGACAAGUACAUGUCCGAGAUCGUCUCCCUCAGCGUCAAGCAGCAGACGAGGCUGGCGCCCUUCUACAACAGGCACCUGGCGCGGCGGGACGAGCCGAGGGUGCCGGGCGGGGCGCUGGAUUGGGCGAACAUGAGGGUAAAGACGCUCUCGUCCACCCCGUUGGUGCUGGUGGUGGACGACGUGUUUCGCGAAGACGCGUUGGGCGGACUCCUGCGUUUCACUCGCGGCACCUCGAUGUGGACGCACGUCAAGAAGAACGGGUACCUGUGCGCGUACCCCAGCGGCGGUUUCGCCACGCCCCUGCUCGGCCAACUCGCCGAGGAGCUGCCCCUCAUCGCGCCCGACCUGUCCUGCGGGUACCAGCUCGUCACCAGCUGGGGGUACCUCUACGACGACGUGCGCUCGUUGGGCAUCGGCGUGCACGCCGACAUCGCGAGGGUCAACAUCAACUGCUGGAUCACCCCGGACGACUCGAACCUGGACAAGGAAGGGGGCGGGAUGGUCAUCGUCCCCGCCCGACCCCCCGCGGACUGGCACGCGUCCUUCCUCGAGUACAACGCUCCCAACACGAGCGACCCGACGUUUUGGGCCGACCUCAACGCGCAAUCCGGGGGGGUAAACAUAACCGUCCCGCACAGGCAAAACAGGUGCGUGAUCUUCGACAGCGAGCUCUACCACUGGACGGACAGGGUGAACUUUCGACGCGGAUACGAACACAGGCGGAUCAACCUGACGUUCCUGUACGGACACCCCGGGGAUAAGACGUGCGCCAUGCGCGGCGGAGGGUCAUCCGCGCGGACGGCGGCGAGGGCGGCGAGAACGAGCGCUGGCGAGACUCGACCAAAGAAGGAUCCGCCGGAAGUCUCCGGAGCCGCUAAGAAGUAUCCGUACGACAGCAGGAUACCGGGGAGUCGGGGCGCGACGGAGCCGACGGUGCCCGCGGAGUUUGUCGUCGGGGACAGGCCGCGGCAGGAGCUGUGA